Molecule: messenger RNA, 6683 nt
Organism: Lymnaea stagnalis (great pond snail)
Lineage: Eukaryota; Metazoa; Mollusca; Gastropoda; Lymnaeidae
Source: the annotation of a GenBank genome assembly
ACACCCAAACGUGGUCAACAAGUCUAUCAUGUGUAGCGGCAGAUCGUGUGCUACGCCUGGCUUGUUAGAUCUAGUCGUCGUCCUACAUCUCAACGCUGCAGGGAUUUUUUUAUUUUAAAAAAAUUUACAUUUUCAUUGGCAUAGUAAGUCUUUAAUAAACUAGUUAGUUUAAGUAGCGUAAGUUACAAUGAUUUUAUCAAAAAUGUUUAUAAAAUAUGUAAUAGCAACGAUCGUUUACUGUGGAGCAUGUACAUUUUUAAUUUAUCCAACAUUCUGUCAGUGGCUUUCAGCUUCAUCCCCAGGUACGUCAUUUCAGUUUUUUUCGGAAAAAAAGGGGGGGGGGGCAGGGGCGUCAUUUCAGGCAUUUUCGGAAAGGGGGGGCAGGGGCGUCAUUUCAGGCUUUUUCGGGGGGUGGGGGCAGGACAAAACCAAAGCUUGGUCGGCUUGUAAGUUGUUCAUUACUGGAAACGCCACAGUAAAUAUCAAUUUAAAUAAAACCUGCAAAUUCAAGGAGGGGGGGGGGGAGGGGGUUACAAAUGCCCCACCCUGCCAUACCCUAUUUACGUUUCGGUUGGGGGGGGGGCGGGGUUGUUGAGUUGUUUAUUACUUGGCUAGAUGUGCCACGGGUGCAGGACAAAACCAAAGCUUGGUCGGCUUGUAAGUUGUUCAUUACUGGAAACGCCACAGUAAAUAUCAAUUUAAAUAAAACCUGCAAAUUCAAGGAGGGGGGGGGGGGAGGGGGUUACAAAUGCCCCACCCUGCCAUACCCUAUUUACGUUUCGGUUGGGGGUGGGGCUGGGUUGUUGAGUUGUUUAUUACUUGACUAGAUGUGCCACGGGACAUAAUAAUUUAACUAAGAAUUGCCACAUGAUGACUGAUGUUUUCAAUUGUUGUUAAUUUAAAUGGUGGAAUAGUUGUGGUCUUCCUGAUUUAUUUUCUGCUUCAUUUGAUUGUCUGCUGUCUUAGACACUGAUUCCUAGUGGGGAAACAAUCUUGCAAAAUCAGGGGGGGGGAACGCCCCUCCCUCCUGCCCUAUCCACAUAAUGCCCCUGUUCACCAGCAAACUGAAUCUAUCACUAUCACUCAAUAACAGAAAAAAAAAGCAAAACUGUCAUUGUAGCUCAUUGUGGAUCAUUGGCUGCAUGGAUGUGCCCUACGUGUGUCGUGUAACGAUCCAAAUUAAUAAAUAAAUAAACCCAUCUCUAUUGUUCGCGUCGCCCACUUAGCAAGAAAAUCAAUGAUUCGAUUUUCUCAACAGACAUCUUAUAGUUGUAACAACUGGACCGUGUAAAUUGAUCCCAGCGAGGGGAAACGUAAAGUGUUUUCACCAGGGUCCAUUUGUGCUAACCACAUCAUGUCCCUGCCCUGCUGUGCUGACCUCAUCGUGUCACUGACCAUCUGUGCUGACCUCGUCUGGUCACUUGCCAUCUAUGCCAUCUCAUCAUGUCACAAUGCUUCUAUGCUGACCUCAUCAUGUCACUUUCUAUCUGUGCUGACCUCGUCUGGUCACUUGCCAUCUAUGCCACCUCAUCAUGUCACAAUGCUUCUAUGCUGACCUCAUCAUGUCACUUUCUAUCUGUGCUGACCUCGUCUUGCCACUUGCCAGCUAUGCCAUCUCAUCAUGUCUCAAUGCUUCUGUGCUGACCUCAUCAUGUCACUGCCCAUUAGGGCUGACCUCGUCCAUUUGUGGUAAUCUCAUUACACGUAUAUAGUCAGCCCAAAUGGGGUAACAAAAUUGCCACAUUGGCCCCGCCCCUUGAUCAGUUAUUACGUCUCUAACUAUUGGUGUAAUAAGUGAAGACAGUCGUGUGGACAAUAAAAGUCAAGGGACGCACACUUAAGAGAAAAGAAAGCAUAUUACAAAUGUAUAGGAUGUUUUAUUAUGUUACAUCUCUUUGUGUGGUGGUUUGGGUCUAGAAGACUUUAUGCCCAAGUGAAUUAUUUCAUAAUGAUAUUUGGAGCCUCCAGGAAGGUUCAAUUUUGAUAUAUGGAGCCUCCGAGGAUGCUAAUGGUUGAUAUAUGGAACCUCCAAGAAGGCUAAUGGUUUAUAUAUGAAGCCUCCGAGGAGGCUAAUGGUUGAUAUAUGGAGCCCCCAAGAAGGCUAAUGGUUGAUAUAUGGAGCCUUAAAAGAGGCUAAUACUUGAUAUAUGGAGCCUCCGAGGAGGCUAACACUUGAUAUAUGGAGCCUCCGAGGAGGCUAAUGAUUGAUAUAUGGAGCCUCCAAGGAGGCUAAUGAUUGAUAUAUGGAGCCUCCGAGGAGGCUAAUGAUUGAUAUAUGGAGCCUCCAAAGAGGCCAAUGAUUGAUAUAUGGAGCCUCCAAGGAGACUGAUUGAUAUAAGGAGCCUCAAAGGAGGCUUAUUACAAGAUAUAAAUACAAAUAAGCUCAGCUACUUUUUUUUGGUAGUUACUUACGAAUAACACUUACUGGUAAACCUAAUACAUGAUGAACCGGUACCGGUACGUGUAUUUAUGUGGUUAGCAACACCUUAAAAUCUACAGUGGCGAAGCUAGAGUGUUUGAAAAUCCACCGUAACACACAAUAUAAGUACAGCUAAUUACAUAUUAAAACUGGAAAACCCUAUUUCAUCUAUCAUAAUACAUAGCUCAGUAAGAACGUGGAGCAAUAGGGCCUACUAUAAAAUUAGAACGUGGAGCAAUAGGGCCUACUAUACCAUAAACAAGUGCAGCUAUAGGGCCGACUAUAAUAUAACAAUCAGUUUUCUUUACUCUUAAAAAAAAAUAAAAAAAUAUUUCUUCCGCAGGAUCAAGUUUGACAACACAUCUUGACAUAUUGCUGAAAAACAUUGAAGAUGGCUGACAUGACUAAACUGAAUGAAGAACUCAAGGCGAAGGCCAGAGUGACAAGGGCACAUUCCAAGGAUCCACUGGAGUUGGUUCAGGCCCAGUUUCUGGCAAGGGGUGCAAGUGGCAUCAAGGGGGCUCAAAUGUUAGUCACAGUUAGUCAUCAAUUAUUUUAUACACAUCAUUUAGUUGUUUAAAAAAACAAAAAAACGAACAAACAAACUAAAAACGGAACAAACCAACAAACAAAAGCACUACUUUACACUAUAGACCUAUUUAAUGUUAGUACUUCAAACACUUUUGUUAGUUCAAUUCGUAAUUUUAUUAACUUCAGUCUGGUGAAAUUCAAAAAACAUUUAAAUACAAUUAGGCAAUUUAAUUUUAUAGUCCAUAAUUAUUUCCAAACAUUGGCCAUGGAUGUAGUAAGAAUUGUCCAAAGGAGGGGGGAAUUAAAAUCAAAUUUGUUUAUUGUAUCAAGGCGGAUUAAUUUUGCUAUAUAUAUUUAAUUCAAAUGCUGUAAGUGGUUGGUGUUGGAUAACCCCCAUCUUCAACGCCAUGGAUCCAUACAACAAAAAAGGAAAAACUCCAAAAAUAAAAUUAAUUCUAGGAUGAGAGGAGACAUCCAAAGACAUAAAACAGAAAUAUAUAUUUUAGAAUCUAUUUUUUUAUAAUGAAAUAAUGGACUUUAAUGGUUAAAAACAAAAAUAGAGGGGAAUAAAUCAGAUGCAUCUGUUUGUUUAAGCACUUGUCCACUGAAAUUUUUUGUUUACAACUUAAUACGAAUUUGAAAGUUAUUUAUAAAAAAAAAAUAAUUGUGCUCAUAUUUUAUUACUUUCAUUUCACAGGCGAUUUCGAAUUAUGGAUGAUGACAGCAAUAGAAAAUUGUCUUUUGAUGAGUUCUCCAAGGGAAUCAGAGAAGUGGGAGCUGUACUCCAAAGGGAACAGGAAAUUGAGCUUUAUAGAACAUUUGACAGGGACGGAGAGGGAACUAUUAAUUUUGAUGAAUUUCUCAGAGCUAUACAGGUAAAUAAAAAUAAUGAAAUUUUGUAUUUUUAAUAUAGAUUUAUCAUCUUUCUAAAUGAAAAAUUAUCUAUUUUCAAUAAUGGUCAUUCAAAAAUAAACUAAACUAUGGUAUAUGCAUUUUGGAUGAUCUAAAUUUUUUUUUUUAAGCAAUCAGAUGUCAGGACCAUAUCUAAAUUUUUUAAUGAUUAAAAUAAUAUUAGAAGGCGUUAAUAAACCUGCUUAUUUGAAGUCAAAGUCUCUGAAAAUAAUGAUUCAACAAAUAUUUUUCCCCCGUUCAGCCAAACUGAUGCAGCUCCAACGCUUAUGGUCUAUAGUUAGUUUAAAACAAAACAUUGUACCAAACGCUUCCCUUUUGUUUUAUGUACUCAAGUUAUCUAUCAUUCUUAACAAAUUUUCCAUAAUUCAGUUUUAAGUAUACAGGGUUAUAUUAUGUUUAUAUUCAAUAGCUUCAGACUCUAGCGUAUAAACUUCAUUUUGUAAACUUUACUUUUUCCUUUCAAUUCUUUAGCCAAAGAUGAAUGAGAGAAGGAGGAAGCUGGUUGAAGCUGCUUUUGUCAAAAUGGACAAAACAGGUGGAGUAAUUUGCAUUGUUUUGGUGCCGAAUUAGGAGUAAUUAUCUAUUAAAAAAAAUAUAUACUUUUUUUGUUACAAACAAUGAAAUGACUCUUAAUUCUAUGAAUAUUCAUUUUGAAGGCACAAACUUGAUGCAUUACACAGAAAUUGUAACAGAAAUGAAUGAUUGAAAUUAAUUUCUGUUUACUGGAAUAUCCUAAACUAAAGGUGAUGGUGUUGUGACUGUGAAAGACAUUGCUAAAACCUACAAUGCAAGCAAACAUCCUAAAUACAUCAGUGGUGAAUGGACUGAAACAAAAGUAUACCAAGAAUUCCUGAAGACAUUUGAAGCCGAAGGACAUGUUGAUGGAUUAGUAUGUCAUUGCUUUCACAAUGCUUUUAUGUGUUCUGUUGAAAAUUAUAAAUUUUGUGAGCAGCUUUGAUCACAAUAAAAUUUGAUGAAUAAUAAAUAUUGAAAAUAAAAAUAAAACUGGAUUAGUGAUUAAUUUCAAACCAUGUUUAAUUUUAAAAAUUUCAACUUUCACAAAUCAGAUUUUCAAGUAUUUUGAAUUCCACUUUUGUAUUAUAACUUUUAUUGACAAAUUUUGAUUUAAUAAGAGAAGAAAGCAAGUUUGUUAAGCUGUGACAAGAUUUAAUUUAAAAUGAUUAUAAACAGUAUUUUGCUUGUUUUCUUGCUGCAACAUUGAAAUUACCCUGCUGAAUAAAUAUAUUUUGUAUUUUUACAAUAUGUCUCUAAAUGAUUUUGUUUCAGGAUACCUGCAUUUCAUAAAAUGUCUAAAACUCUCAAGACUUACUUUGUAUUUGAUUAUCUAUAGUAUUCUUGCUUUUAUUUUUAAUUACUUUCCUUUUUUUAACAGGUAACAUUAGAAGAAUUUAUGUCCUAUUAUGCAUCCAUCAGCUGCAGCAUUGACAACGAUGCUUACUUUGAUCUUAUGAUGCGCAACAGCUGGGGCAAUGAUCUCAUGGUUUGAUGUGGUGAGAUCAAAUUUUAUUGUUUCGAGCUAACGCUCUAUUUCAUUAAAAAAAUCUAACAUGUGAUAACCAUGAUUUUUGUUGUUGUUCUUUAGAUGGCUAUUGAAUAGUUUUCCUUGUUGCUACUGAUAAAUAAUUUUGUAAGGAAAAAGGAAAAAAGUGAAGUAGGGCCUAAAAUUUAGAAAGGCUAAAUAUAAUUCAUAAUAAUUAAGUGUUUAUUAAAAAGUAAUAGGUAAUUAGAGUAAAAUAUCAUAUCUUAACAUUAAAAAAAUAAUUUAAAAUCUGUCAUACAAAUUUUUCCUUAAUUAUGUUGUAAAAAGUGAUAGACCUAUAAUUUUUUCCCUUUAAAAAUAUAAUUUUUAAAAAAAUGUUAUUAUCUUUUUUUUCCAGAUAAUAAAAUGAUGUAACUUGUAUAUAUGGUGUUUUUACGCCGUACGCAUUACCUUUUUAGAAUCACAUUUCAAAUGAGCAGAACUUUUUUUUUUUAUUGUUUUCUUUAUAUAAUAGAAAGGAUGGAAUGAAAAAUAGUCUGACUUUUUGUAUAUGUUAUUUUCUAUUUUUACUUCAGCAUAAUUGUAUUUGAAUUGUAUACCAAAUUAUUCUUUGGUGAAAACGUUUAUGGUUAAAUGUUUUGAAAAGAAAUGAAAAGGUAGGGUAGCAGUAACUGGUUAUCAAGUGGUGCUGAUUUUUUUUUAAAAAUACAUUUUAAAUAGUUGGUGUAUUAUUUUGCACGUAAGGAUAGAAACUAUUUAUUUAAAAGGUAAAAAUUAAUAAACAGCAAUGCAUUUAUUUAUAACAUCCCCUAUCUGUACUUAUGAAUUGAUGUUGUACUUCUCUUUGUCAUUUAGAAAGAAAAGAAAAUCUCUUGAUGAAUAUGGAAAAGAUAAUUUUCAAUGGCAAUUACGAAAAAUACAUGUCUAAUUGGAGAGAUUAGAAAAAUUCAGUUGUCGUGGUACAAGAACAAAAAUAGUUUUUUUUUCAUUUUAGUUGAUGUAUAUAUAUAUAUAAAAAUUGUGAAGUAUACAGGAGGAAAAUAUAAAAUGAUACAACAUAUUUUAAAUUCUUUGUCACAUUUUUAUCUUAUAAUCAAUAAAAUUUAAUGACAGUUAUUUAUAGUCUAGCAAUGUAGUGUACUUUGUCUUUUAAAUAUUUUAAUUUGAUCACAUCAAUGAUUUUGAGCAAACACACAAUUUUCAAACCAUGUUUAAAUGUCCAGUCAUUUAAGUGUGAAAAAUGACAAUUUUUGAUCCAGAAAAAAAAUCAAAUAUAAGAUUUUAUUUUUCUAAUGGUCGAUUGUUCAAAGGAAAUUAAAC